Molecule: messenger RNA, 1245 nt
Organism: Batrachochytrium dendrobatidis JAM81
Lineage: Eukaryota; Fungi; Chytridiomycota; Chytridiomycetes; Rhizophydiales
Exons: 3
Coding region: 53-1063 (336 amino acids)
Biological process (GO): deoxyribonucleotide biosynthetic process
Molecular function (GO): oxidoreductase activity
Source: RefSeq, a predicted model, not a curated record
UCUGUAAUCACCUUCAUUGAACAUCAUACUUGAUAUAUUCUAAUACUAAACUAUGCCACUUGAAUUGCCAUCUGAAUCCACUCUUGUCCAAAACGAGCCUAUUUUGACUCCCGAUCCCCGUCGCUCGGUUUUGUUUCCUAUCAAAUAUCCUGCUGUAUGGAGAAUGUACAAAAAGGCAGAAGCCUCGUUUUGGACUGCCGAAGAGGUAGACUUAUCCAAGGACACUCUUGAUUGGGAAGAGCGACUUACAGACGAUGAGCGUUAUUUUAUCUCUCGUGUGCUGGCAUUUUUUGCUGCCUCGGAUGGCAUUGUUAAUGAGAAUCUUGUUGAGCGAUUCUCCCAAGAUGUGCAUAUUCCUGAAGCUCGUUACUUUUAUGACUUUCAAAUUAUGAUUGAGAAUAUCCAUAGUGAAAUGUACUCGCUAUUGAUUGAUACCUAUAUCAAGGAUCGCAAAGAGCGAGCCUUUUUGUUUGACGCCAUUGACACAGUUCCGUGUAUUCGCAAAAAGGCAGAUUGGGCCCUCCGAUGGAUUUCGGACAAAAAAUCUUCAUUUGGAGAGCGUCUUGUUGCCUUUGCUGCAGUUGAAGGAAUUUUCUUUUCUGGUUCUUUUGCAUCCAUCUUUUGGCUUAAAAAGCGGGGUCUUAUGCCUGGUCUGACCUUUUCCAACGAGCUCAUCUCUCGUGACGAAGGCCUUCAUACUGAUUUUGCCUGCCUUCUUUUUACUCUUCUAAACAACAAACCCACAGACUCUGUCAUUCAGCAAAUUAUUCACGAAGCUGUCACAAUUGAGCAGGAGUUCUCUACAGAGUCUCUCCCUGUAGCUCUCAUUGGUAUGAACGCCAAUCUUAUGAAGCAGUAUAUUGAGUUUGUUGCUGAUCGGUUGUUUAUCGAGCUUGGAAUGCCAAAAAAGUAUGGUGUGGGCAAUCCCUUUGAUUUCAUGGAUAUGAUCUCACUCCAAGGAAAGACAAACUUUUUUGAAAAACGUGUUGGAGAGUAUCAGAAAAGUGGUGUGAUGAACACAAAUGCUAGCUCAAAGGAGUUUACUAUUGAAGCCGAUUUUUAAGAUUGCACUUGGCUGCGCCAAGUUCGUUUUCAUUAUUUCCACUAGUAGCGCAUCUGUUGCUUUAUGAAUCCCAACUGUUGGAUUCGCUUGUGCUUCAUGAAUGUCUUAUACUCUGUGGUGAUAUACUGCUUUAAACUUUUAAAAAAUGAAUGGAUUUUUGACCUAAAAUGGUUUGACAAACC